CUUUUCUUACCAUCAGAAGUAAAUUUCAUAGAGAGCAAAGUGACCAUAAACCGCUAUUUAUCUCAAAUCACCACUGAGAAAAGUUUUUUGUAAGAGGAUUUCCUAUCAGACAAACAUGUUUUUAAGCACGCAACUUUGGGCCUGAUUUCCGAAAGUUGUGAUUGUGAAAAACUGCAGGCUCUGGCAAUACCGCAUCGCUCAAUAGGAGAAAAUAACCUGAAAAAUGAGCCUAACCUCGGUUGUAAACAGAACAAUGUUUUAAUCAAAUUUGGCCCAAAAACCCGUUAUAUUCUAUUCAGUAUAGUGGCGAACCGAUCAAAUGGAAGCUCCGCGCAAAGAAACGGAUGUAAAUCUCAAAUCCAUCCUAAGUUCCCCAGUAAAACAUACGCCAGCUGUUCCAGUGCCAGACUGGAGCCCCCCGACGCCUGUUCCAGCCCCGGACCUCACGAGCGGAAAGUCCAAUCCCCGUGUGAUCCAAGUCAGUAUCCCUGGAUUGCCCACUGGAGAGCCCUACACCAACAUUGCGCUUCAGAAUUGUGUGGCAACUGUUGAUAUGCACACCACUCUGAACCUACAGCUGAUCAAUGCCAAGACAAGGAACACUGAAUUCAACCCCCAGAGGUUCCAUGGGCUUAUAAUGCGGAUCAGGGAGCCGAAAACGACGGCGCUGAUUUUCCGGUCCGGAAAAAUCGUCUGCACUGGAGCCCGGAACGAGUUUGACGCCUUAAUUGCUUCAAAGAAGUUUGCCAGAGUCAUCCAGAAGCUCGGCUUUCAUAUCAAAUUCGCCAACUUCAAAGUGCAAAACUUGGUUGCUACUUGCGAUUUGAAAUUUCCCAUCAAAUUGGAAAACUUGAAUCACAUGCACGGUCAAUUCAGCAGGUCGUUACGAGCCGGAACUGUUUCCCGGACUCGUUUACCGGAUGAUCAAACCCAAGAUCGUUUUACUCAUAUUCGUUAAUGGAAAGAUCGUAUUCACGGGCGGUAAAUCCCGAGAAGACAUCAAGGAAGCCCUAGAGAACAUUCAUCCCAUAUUGAGAAGCUUCCGGAAGAAUUGAUUCCCAUUUUACAGGUUUUACCUCUUCACAAUCAACAGGGUUUCGUUUAUUCGUGUGUAUUUGUAUGGGCCUAUUGUCGUUUAGUUAAUAAAAAUUUGUCAUUCUAAA
Messenger RNA from Dendroctonus ponderosae (mountain pine beetle), 1163 nucleotides. Its product is annotated as TATA-box-binding protein 2. The transcript has 5 exons. Lineage: Eukaryota; Metazoa; Arthropoda; Insecta; Coleoptera; Curculionidae. Gene Ontology annotation, biological process: DNA-templated transcription initiation. Gene Ontology annotation, molecular function: RNA polymerase II general transcription initiation factor activity; DNA binding. The coding region runs from base 320 to 958 and encodes 212 amino acids. The record is from RefSeq and is a predicted model, not a curated record.